Molecule: messenger RNA, 1324 nt
Organism: Nymphaea colorata (pocket water lily)
Lineage: Eukaryota; Viridiplantae; Streptophyta; Magnoliopsida; Nymphaeales; Nymphaeaceae
Product: bifunctional L-3-cyanoalanine synthase/cysteine synthase 2, mitochondrial
Exons: 10
Coding region: 30-1142 (370 amino acids)
Cellular component (GO): cytoplasm
Molecular function (GO): cysteine synthase activity
Source: RefSeq, a predicted model, not a curated record
GUGAGUGAGAGAGACGCGAUUGAUUGGAGAUGUCUAAGCUUGCGUUGAAGGGGAGGAGGGAGUGGGCAAGGGCGCUGCUGCAGGCUUCUCUCCGUGGAAGGGAACAAGUCUGCCGCUACUCGACUCAGGCUGCCGGUGCCGGCUCCGACGUCUUCCCUCAUUCCCCCAGGGGCAUAAAUGUCAAAAAAGAUGCAUCCGAGUUGAUAGGGAGGACUCCACUGGUCUACUUGAAUAAAGUCACGGAAGGCUACGGAGCUUAUGUUGCUGCCAAACUAGAGAUGAUGCAGCCAUGCUGUAGCAUCAAAGACAGAGUUGGAUUUGCCAUGAUAUCAGAUGCGGAGAAAAAAGGGUUAAUUUCACCAGAGAAGACAGUCCUGAUAGAGCCAACAUCGGGGAACAUGGGGAUAGGCCUCGCCUUCAUUGCAGCAAUGAAAGGGUACAGGCUGAUACUGACGAUGCCUUCCUACACCAGCCUGGAGAGGAGGGUGACCAUGAGGGCCUUUGGCGCCGAGCUCGUUCUCACGGACCCGACCAAGGGGAUGGGUGGCACGGUCAGGAAGGCGACCCAGCUCUUCGAGUCCACCCCUAAUGCCUUCAUGCUCCAGCAGUUUGAGAACCCUGUGAACACUCAGGUGCACUUUGAGACCACUGGGCCUGAGAUAUGGGAGGACACCCUUGGGCAAGUUGACAUCUUUGUGAUGGGCAUAGGGAGUGGAGGCACUGUUUCAGGUGUUGGGAGGUAUUUGAAGUCCAAGAAUCCCAAUAUCAAGAUUUACGGACUCGAGCCAGCUGAGAGCAAUGUAAUAAACGGUGGAAAACCAGGUCCUCACCAUAUCACAGGAAAUGGGGUUGGCUUCAUCCCAAAGAUUCUAGAUUUGGACAUAAUGGAUGAAGUGCUCGAGGUCACUAGUGAAGAUGCAGUAAAAAUGGCAAGGGAACUGGCAGUAAAAGAAGGGCUCAUGGUGGGAAUAUCCUCUGGAGCGAACACAGUAGCAGCACUAAGGCUAGCAAAAAGGCCUGAGAACAAAGGGAAAUUAAUUGUGACUGUACAUCCAAGCUUUGGGGAGAGGUACUUAUCAUCUGUGCUGUUUCAAGAGCUAAGAGAUGAAGCUGCAGGUAUGCAGCCUGUUUCAGUAGAUUGAAGAAAUUAAACAUCUUAUGUACAAGGCUCUCUCUCUCACACAUUGCCCACAUGCGAAUGCAUGUGCAGAUGUUAGUAGUUCAAAGGCACGAGGUAGAAUUAAUUCAUGUGGAUGUUAUUCUGAAUAUAAAAAAACUCUGUGAUCCUAUAAUCAUUUCAAUGGAAAGUAGCUUCCUUGUCCCA